CAAGAUCAGAUGACAAGUUAGAAUAUUGCUCAAAUAUAUUAGAUAGAUAGAUAGAUAGAUAGAUAGAUAGAUAGAUAUAUAGCAUGUUGCAAGGACCGUCAAGUCCCAAGUUUAACUCGAGUAACAAUACAGAAAAACUUCUUUUCAGACUUGCGCAUUCUACAACCAGUCCACUUCCGUGUUAUACACCUGCAACAAGUAGGCAGGGCUCUAAAGCUGGAUACACCUGUGCCACGGGUAUUUUACAGUACAUACAUCAGCGAAACCAGGCAAACCCUUCGUAUUUUAUUCUGCUAAAAGUAACCAAACCUAUUAGGCUAUUCUCUCUCGGUACCAUGAGUACGGAAUACAGACUUUGUGAACUGGCAACGGUGUCCUUGCAUGUCAAUGACCUGGAGACUGACUCUCAACUGGACGACCCUUCAAAACAUCAAGACCGAAUAGGAAAUGUAUGUGAAGGCGGUGCGCUGUUUUUACACACCAAUGGUAUAGUAAAUGGAGAAUCACCGACAAAACCUGUGCGCAAAUUUGAGAAAUCGGAGAACACUGUAGGCAGCGGUGCGGACUCCUUAUCAUCGACUUCAGGAGAAGCGAAACUGUGUCCAGUACAUGAACAAGAACUACAGUUCUACUGUGGUACAGAAGGAAGACUGACCUGCUCGACAUGUGUGUCGGAUGGAUCUUGUCAGGGUCACAAGGUGACAGAGCUGGUUACUCAGGCAACUGUAGUAAGGAAUCAGUUGGUGGAUGUCUGUGAAAAAAUGCAGCUGCAAGCCCUGCGGAUAGAACGAUUCAUUGACCGUACGCUUACAGCUAGAGAGAAAGCUGUACAGACAGAUGCAAACCGUGCAAGAGAACGUGUGUUGGCUCAGGUGAACGUGGUGCGUGAGGCUCUCGAGGAGGAGGAGCAGCGUCUCCUAGAGGUCAUACAGAGAGAGGAAGAGCGCGUGGAGCAGUGCCUCCUCACUCAGAGAGCACACUGGACUCACACUCUGGAGAAACUCACACACACACGCACCAGCCUGGUGCACACACUCACACACUCGACAGAUACCAUGAUUGUGAGCUCUAAUGAGGAAAUAAAUGACAGAAUAGAGGAUGCGGAGGGUGCUGGUGAACCUAGAGACACUGAGCAACUGACUUUGAACAGAGGCUGCAGUGACAGUAAACUCAUGGUGGGUUUAUGGGCCAGUGCGUUACUGCUAGGACCAUCUGCCCAUCGAUUAACUGCACUACGCUUUGAAGCUCAGACGGUCAGUCCUCUUCUCUCUCUCUCCAACGACCAGUGCACCUUAACUUUCCUGCCCAAACGUCAGCGUCAGUUACCCCCCUCUGACCCGGCGCGCUUCGACAGCUUGCCUAAUGCCCUCUGCUCCCCUCCCAUGUCCUCUGAUACUCACAGCUGGUUACUUGAUGUGGGCACGAGUGCUGCCUUCAAAGUGGGGGUAUGCUAUUCCAGCAUAGAACGCAAAGGGUCUGGCAAUGGCGCACGGCUCGGCUACAACACAAAAUCGUGGGUGCUCUCGUAUUAUGAUGGAGACUUGUCUUUCUGUCACGAUGGAUGUAAUGUGGGUAUCACAGUGGCUAAGAAGCUCAAAAGAGUGGGACUGCUUCUGGAUUGGCCCAGUCAGACCCUACUGUUCUAUGAUCCCGAAUCUACGUCUGUGCUGCAUGUAGUCAGACAUGCUUUUAGUGAGCCGCUGCUGGCCGCCUGUGCUGUGGCUGAUCAGAGUGUCUCUAUACUGCACUGAACACACAAUGAAUAUUAAUGAAGGCUCUGAAGAUCCCGAGGACUUGAACCAAUGAUCAUUUUUAAACAUGUUUUACAUUAUCUGUGCCAUUGAGGACCAAUAUAUGCAAAUGUAAGAGAAAGAGUGAUCAAAUCAAUCACAUUGUUUAGUUAUAUAGAAGCUAAUUUGCCAGUAGUCAGUAAUUCCUUGAUUUUUUAAACUUGCUUAAAAGAACUACAAGCAUAUGCCAAUGAUAUUUUUAUAUUUAUAAACUAUUUAAAUAAUUUUAUUCUCCAUCUUUUUUUAAGUAUUUCAUGUUUAUGUGUUAAAAGUAUUUCAAUUAUUGUUUGACUGAUUAUAUUUAUUGUCUGCACAUCAUAUGAAAUACUUUUAUCUUUUUAGCAUUAAUCUGUGACAGUACCCAACUGAUACUAAUAUGGCUGAUAUUGAUAUUCGGGGCAACUGACAUGUAAGAAGAUGUAAUGAAACUCUAAUUAUCAGAUUUCCACAUGGUUAUCUUUAAAUCUGUCAUUAUGGCAACAAUGUUCUGACCUUUGUGUGAUGUGAUGUAUUCAUGCAAUAAAUUGUGUACUG
Molecule: messenger RNA, 2324 nt
Organism: Onychostoma macrolepis
Lineage: Eukaryota; Metazoa; Chordata; Actinopteri; Cypriniformes; Cyprinidae
Gene: bspry
Product: B-box and SPRY domain containing
Exons: 6
Coding region: 84-1751 (555 amino acids)
Molecular function (GO): protein binding; zinc ion binding
Source: RefSeq, a predicted model, not a curated record